Messenger RNA from Paralichthys olivaceus (Japanese flounder), 1975 nucleotides. Its product is annotated as ras-GEF domain-containing family member 1C. Gene Ontology annotation, molecular function: guanyl-nucleotide exchange factor activity. Lineage: Eukaryota; Metazoa; Chordata; Actinopteri; Pleuronectiformes; Paralichthyidae. The record is from RefSeq and is a predicted model, not a curated record. Gene Ontology annotation, biological process: Ras protein signal transduction; positive regulation of GTPase activity. Gene Ontology annotation, cellular component: plasma membrane.
AUGUCUGCUCCCUUGACAGGAGUGUGAGUAGUUUCCUCUCCUCUCCUCUGGCUCAUUCAGUCCGUGGUGGUGUGUGGAUGUGCUGUGCGCUCCGCCGUGUCUCCGUGGCGCAGGACAGGACGGUCGCCACGCCUUCAGGGACGCACUCUGCCUCGGCGUCAGCUCUGCGCGUGUGUCCGGUGCUCACCGGUGGAAACCUGGGAACCUGUCCGGAGCGAGGAUCAUUCAACAACCAGACAUUGCGCCCGUGGAGUCCGGCUGAUGCCAGCUGAACAGGCUGGUGUGUGAACGUUGAUUUGAAUUCUUUUUUGGGGAAAUAUCAAGAGCGGCUCUUUUAUUGAUUUGUCACCGGAUACAGGUCGGAUCGAAGAUGGGCAUUGAAGUGUAGUGCUGACAGGAAUGCCCCAGACUGUGUGCUCAGGCAUCAUGUUCACCACUCCCAGUGGCUUCAGCCCUCAUCUGGCCUGUGCUGAGCCUGGGGAGGAGGAGGAGGCCCCUCAGGAGGGUCCGGAGCCCGGGGCUUGCCUGGCCGACGGGCCCCCGAUCACCUCUGCCUCCCUGGACACCCUGAUCCAGAAUCUGGUGCCCACUGCUGAUUACUACCCUGAGAAAGCCUAUGUGUUUACCUUCUUGCUGAGCGCUCGUCUGUUCAUCCCUCCUCCGGAGCUGCUGGCCAGGGUGUGUGAGCUGUGCAUCAAACAGCAGCAGCUGGAUCAGAGCCCACUCGAUACGGCAAAAGUGAGGAAGUUUGGCCCGAAGAUAUUGCAGCUGCUGACAGAGUGGACGGAGACAUUCCCGUCUGACUUCAGGGACGAGAAGAUGGUCGGACUCCUGAAAGACAUCAUCCACAGGAUAGCUCAAUGUGAUGAGGCGUACUGGAAAACCCUGAACCAGGUGCUGCAGAACCUCAGCCAGAGGCUGGCCCAGAUGAGCCAGGGGGAGGAGAGCAUCGUCAAGGUUUCCCUCAAUGCCUCCUCCAUCUCUGACAAGCUGGUGGCCUUCAAGACCAAGCCUCCGCCCAUCCAGAAGGACAUGCUCUCCAUCUGCAACGACCCGUACACGCUGGCACAGCAGCUCACCCACGUGGAGCUGGAACAUUUGAGUCAUAUUGGGCCAGAGGAGUUUGUCCAAGCCUUUGUUCAGAAGGACCCACUAGAUGGAACACAGCAGCCGUGCUUCAGUGACCAGAAGAAGAAAACCUCCAACCUGGAGGCUUAUGUCAGGUGGUUCAACAGACUGUGUUACCUGGUAGCUACUGAGAUCUGCAUGCCGGCAAAGAAAAAGCAAAGAGCCCAAGUGAUCGAGUUCUUCAUCGACGUUGCCAGGGAGUGUUUCAACAUUGGAAACUUCAACUCCCUCAUGGCCAUCAUCUCCGGUAUGAACAUGAGUCCUGUGUCACGGCUGAAGAAGACUUGGGGCAAAGCCAAAACUGCCAAGUUCUUCAUUCUGGAGCAUCAGAUGGAUCCUACAGGAAAUUUUUACAACUACAGGACGGCCUUGAGAGGGGCCGCCCAUCGCUCUCGGACUGCCAACAGCAACAGAGAAAGGAUUGUAAUUCCCUUCUUCAGUCUGCUGAUCAAAGAUAUUUAUUUCCUGAAUGAAGGAUGUGCCAAUCGGCUGCCCAAUGGCCACGUGAACUUUGAGAAAUUUGUGGAGCUGGCACGUCAGGUUGGGGAAUUUAUGACAUGGAAACAGGUGGAGUGUCCAUUUGAGGAGGACCGGGCCAUCCUACACUACCUCCACACCGCUCCGAUCUUCAGCGAGGACGGUCUUUACCUUGCGUCCUAUGAGAGUGAGAGUCCAGAGAACCAAGUAGAGAAGGACAGGUGGAAAGCACUCAGGUCUAACGUUCUGGGAAAGACAUGAGGCGCUGUCGGCAGCUAAACCCCUCCCACCAGCGGGGGAGCGUGUGUUCUCACUGCACUAAAACGAACUGUGAAGGAACCAAGCUGGUACUUAGGUGAUUUUCUAUGAA